This is a messenger RNA of Haliotis rufescens (red abalone), 1984 nucleotides long. RefSeq names its product protein draper-like. The transcript has 9 exons. Bases 18 to 1496 code for a protein of 492 amino acids. The record is from RefSeq and is a predicted model, not a curated record. NCBI's taxonomy places the organism in Eukaryota, Metazoa, Mollusca, Gastropoda, Lepetellida, Haliotidae.
CUUCCUGGUUGUGAAACAUGGCGGGUUUGUGGAUUCUGGUUGUCAGCGUGGUGAUGACGGCCUGGACGAUACAGCUUAUAACAGGUACUACCUGCCAAGGCGGAAGGUUUGGAGACACCUGCAGCUACUCCUGCCACUGUUCUCCGCCCUGUAACCAGGCAACUGGAGUCUGCAACGGUGCCUGUGAUCCUGGAUGGCUUGGUGGGAAUGGGCAAACCUGUCAGAGAGGGAACGUUGCCUACAGCAAGACAGCAACUUCGUCCCCAACUGACUAUGCAGAUAAAGGCUGGACUGCAGACAAAGUUGUGGAUGGGAACCGGGACCAGGAUGUGAACCACAACUCCUGUUUUCACUCUGCUUUUAAGAACUCUACAGCUGUGUGGACAGUGGACCUUGGCCAGCAGUACAGGAUACACGACGUCAGGAUAUACAACCGGGUAGGAUAUCCUCAUUUGGUCAGGACUGCUGUCCUCUCCCUGAGUAACUGCAGCAGCUCUACACCCGGCGUCACCUGCUACACAUUCCCCUCUGACACAGCUGAAACAGACAACAGCGUGUACGACGUGACGUGUGACGGCACAGGGAGAUACUUCACCAUCACACACAGCAUGAAGCUAAUUCUGUGUGAAGUGGAGAUUUAUGUUUGUUCAAAUGGCAACUACGGACGGCAAUGCAGCAACUCCUGCAUUGAAAGAAGAUGUGCCGGAGACUCGCAAUGUGAUCACGUAAGAGGGACCUGUAUUUCCGGAUGUGAGGCAGGAUGGAUUGGUGAAGAUUGUAGACAAGCAUGCUCAAUUGGAAGCUAUGGACAGAACUGCAGCAACUCUUGUACUGACAGGAGGUGUACAGGAGACUCGCCAUGUGAUCACAUAAGAGGGACAUGUGUUUCUGGGUGUGAGCCAGGGUGGAUGGGUGAAGACUGCAGAGAGGCCUGUUCAAGUGGAAGUUAUGGACAGAACUGCAGCAAAACUUGUACUGAUAGACAGUGUGCAGGAGACUCGCCAUGUGAUCACGUACGAGGGACAUGUGUUUCCGGGUGUGAGCCAGGGUCGAUGGGUGAAGACUGCAGAGAAGAAGAAUGUAACGGAUGUAAUGCUAGCCAGUUGGUUGUUGCCGUGACAGUGACAUUCGUGGCUGGUGUUGCAUUAGGUGUCAUCGUCGGUGUUGAUGUCUGGAGGAGAAGGAACAGACGCCUACACAAGACAUCUGAACUGCACCCAGCCAAUGUAUCAAACGCUCAAACUGAAAGAUCACAGGCCAGUGAUGACGUUGGCUCAGAAACGAGGACAUACGACAGUCUCAAUGCCGCCUCAUAUGACGCCAAGAUUAAAGGAGAGACAUACUGCACCAUUAAAUCUGGCAAAACAGAUUUAGGAACUGAUGCCACUGUUCUGACAUGUGACGUGUCCGACUCUAUUGGAGCACGGACGUACGAGCCUCUUGACAACACGUCACGUGGAACGGAUGGGGAAUACAGUGAGAUCAGGAAACUUUAGUGACUUUCUAGUGACAAACUUACGGAUUAUGUAGACUUAUAUAUUGGUAUUUGUACGUAUACUCCCAAAAGGUGCCCAUUAACCCUAAGAUUUAUUUCUAUGUUUUGGGGUUUAAAAUUGUAAUAAAUAAAUUCUUUAUUUACGUAUUUCUGUAACCUCAGGUCUAUGGACGCACAGACAUUACACAUACACAAUUUCAAUGUCAAUUAUGUUAGUUCAAUGAGAGCUUUGUUAGCAUUAGGCUCAUGUUUGAUACAUUUUAUGCACAUGACGACGAUAAUAUCAUAGCAAACUCAAUUACGGUUUCUUUCACUAUAGUUAAUAUAUCAUACAAGUAACUUUGGCCGACACUUAAUGCAUUGAACGAGGUUGUAUGUUUACAUGUACAUCGGGAAAGUAAAAAACCAUCGCACUGAUAUUCAACUUUUGAAACCUGAAGCUGGCUGAUAUUUCCUGUACAAGUAGGUUUCAAAGCAUUUAACGAUGAA